Pistacia vera is the source of this 1526-nucleotide messenger RNA. Its product is annotated as polygalacturonase-like. The record is from RefSeq and is a predicted model, not a curated record. The transcript has 4 exons. Gene Ontology annotation, molecular function: polygalacturonase activity. Gene Ontology annotation, biological process: carbohydrate metabolic process. NCBI's taxonomy places the organism in Eukaryota, Viridiplantae, Streptophyta, Magnoliopsida, Sapindales, Anacardiaceae. The coding region runs from base 78 to 1265 and encodes 395 amino acids.
UCAACCCACAAUUCUACACCUUCAACUCUCAAAACUUUUCAAUUACACACCUCACUUUUUUGUCUCCAAGAGAAGAAAUGGCAAAACCGAUGAGUUCUUUUGUUCUUUUAGUGCUUUUCUUGAUCCUUUUCUUUCAUUUAUCUUUGGCUAUUCCUGUGACUUACAAUGUGCUCAGUUUAGGAGCCAAAUCCGAUGGCAAAACUGAUUCUUCAAAAGCAUUUCUUGAUGCAUGGAGUAAAGCCUGUGGCUCGACCGAGGCCGCCACCGUUUAUGUGCCACCGGGGAGGUUCUUGCUAGGCAAAGUUGAGUUUAAAGGCCAAUGCAAUAACAACGAUAUUGUUAUACGUCUUGAUGGCACUCUUGUGGCUCCAUCAGAUUAUAACGUUAUCGGAAAUGCUGGAAAUUGGCUUAUGUUUGAAAAUGUUAAUGGAGUUUCUAUUAAUGGUGGCACUCUUGAUGGUCAAGGUGCUGGCCUGUGGACUUGCAAGAAGACUGGCAAGAGUUGCCCCAGUGGUGCCACGACACUGGAGUUUAGUAACUCGAACAAUAUUGUCAUAAAUGGAUUAACAUCUUUGAAUAGCCAGAUGUUUCAUAUUGUUAUCAAUGGCUGCAACAACGUGAAAGCACAAGGGGUUAAGGUUUCAGCCUCGGGCAUCAGCCCUAACACCGAUGGAAUUCAUGUUCAAUCUUCUAUCGAUGUCACAAUCAUGAACUCCAGGAUUGGGACCGGUGAUGAUUGUGUAUCAAUUGGCCCUGGUGCCACUAAUUUAUGGAUUGAAAAUGUUGCUUGUGGCCCUGGCCAUGGCAUCAGCAUUGGUAGUCUUGGCAAGGAUCAAGAAGAGGCUGGAGUGCAGAAUGUGACAGUAAAAACUACGACUUUUACGAGUACUCAAAAUGGAGUGAGGAUCAAGUCUUGGGGUAGACCUAGCAGUGGUUUUGCAAGGAACAUUCUUUUUCAACAUGCCAUCAUGAACAAUGUCCAAAAUCCUAUCGUCAUUGAUCAAAAUUAUUGCCCUGACAACAAAAAUUGCCCUGAUCAGGCUUCAGGGGUUAAAAUUAGUGAUGUGAAAUACCAAGAUAUUCAUGGAACUUCUGCAUCUGAAGUUGCCGUAAAGUUUGAUUGCAGUUCACAGUAUCCAUGCUCUGGGAUAAGCUUGGAGGAUGUGAAGCUCACAUACAACAAUCAACCAGCUAAAGCAUCAUGUAGCCAUGCCGAUGGAUCAGUUUCUGGCGUUGUUCAGCCUAGCAGUUGCUUGCUCCAAUGAAAAUUUCAUGCAAUUGUUAUGUUAUAAUUUACUAUAGCUAUUGCUAGCUUUUACAAAAAUGUUGUAGAAUGGAGUCCUAGAAGGCCCAAAAAUAUUGGGCCACUGUCGUAUGUGGUGGCAAUAUAAUUAUGGUUUAAUUAGUAGUUAUAUUUUGCUUGAGCCUGUGGCGUUUGCCUAUUCAUUAGGCUUGUUUUGUCGCCUGGCCUUGCAAUAUUGUAAAGAGAAGUCCAAAUCUUCUCGUUCUAAGUGUUUUUAUGAUGU